GUAGUCGAUACUUGGUUUGCCUACAUUCGAGAAACUAGAGAAAUAGUUUGAAGACUUUAGACAUUGUUUUGAGGAAUUAGGGGAUUACAGGUGUGGAUACUUGGGGGAUUUACGGGUGUGGAUAUGUGUUGUAACGACGAAGAUAGAUUCAAUCACCAUGCUCAUAAAUGCCAAACUUCUCCUGUUCAUCAGUUUGCUCUAUUGAUGAUUACAUAGUGGAACUUGCUGUGGAGCUCGAAACUACUGCACAGUUGAGAGAUUCUCAGUUCAUUUUUCCUCAAAGGUCAUGGCUUGAUUUGUAUGGGAUUAAUGUUAGACCUGUCGCUCAUUUUGGAAGUGCUAGUAGCAAGCAGUUUCUUGAUCCUGCAUUGAUACACCAGGUGCUACAUGAUGAACUGCUUUUUGAGGUCAACUUGUGUUUGUCGAAAGUGGAGGUACAUAAUUCGGAACCCUUAUUUUGGGGCACUGCAUGCCUAAAGACUUGGCAGGUACCAGGGACACUGGUUCUGGUUAUUCUAUUGCCACUAGUGAGGUUAGUAAGUAACAUUAACCAAUGUGCCUUAUUUUGGAAGUUUCUGGAUUGGUAGAAAACUAUAAGGUCCUUCAGUUGAAGUAUGAUGGUUCAUGGAGAAAAAAUGUUGCUUUUAAGACCAAGGCUUCGUACGGAUGGUAAGAUAUAGUUUUUGAAAAAUGUUGCUUUACUAUUGAGCAUUCAAUAUUUUGAAAAGCUAACGAUAUAAAGUUUUUCACGAAGUUAAGUGGAGAAGGGUAGAUGGGCGGGCCCAUUAUCCACCGAUAUAAAGCUGGGUAUAGUGUAUUUGGUAGAGAUUUAUCGACUGUAUUUUCCAAAAUAAAUUUCUCUAUGGACCACAUACCAAGGCAUUUAUCUUGGAUUUACUUAUGCCAUCUGAGCAGGAGAACUAAUUCUUUUCUUAUCAGGAUGUUUUUGCCGUAGCCUAUAAAAAGAAUUGGUUUAUUUGUAUCUAUAAGUCUAAGUUGAAAUAUUUGAAGGUAUUAAGAAGUGUUAAUUUAACCUUUUCCACAUGUAUUUAUGUCAGUCGAAACACAUAUAUUCGUGCAGGAGUAGCUGAGUGGAAGAUCACUAAUCCAGUUUAUAUUGUAUGUGUAUUCUUAUUCUCCACAUAGUUAAAAUUUUCAUACAGUUCUUGAGUUGCAUGUUUAGAGGUGAACUGUGCUGGUAAAUGCUGCAUAGUGCUUAUAAGAGAAGGCAAAUAAUGCAAUACAUUAAUUUAUCUUUUGCCUUGUAAAUUUCAUUAAGGAAGAUAGUUGAUACUGAAAGUGAAAACUGAAAGCUGUAAAGCAUAUGAUGAAGCUAAACACUGCAAAUAGACUUGCUCUGCCUGGGACUCCGGAAAACAGAGCAAGUGGUGGGCUACUGCAAUAAUACAUGUUCUGCUUGAGAGAGGGUGUUGCCCUCAUCUGGAAAGAGUCGAUAUAAGUUGUGGGCUAUCGUGAGCAAACAUUGGAUUCUAAUCGGUAUUUACCUCUAUGAGUGUGUUCAAUUUCCUCUCAUUGCUUCUUUUCUACACUUUGCAUCCUAUAGCAUUUAGUGUUAAUUGCAUUUUAUAACAUUGCCAUCUUCUCUUUGAUUAUAGGUGUGUUACUAUUUCUAUAUGAGAUUUUAUCCUUCAGGCAGAUUCCUUUAUAAG
Messenger RNA from Solanum tuberosum (potato), 1670 nucleotides. Its product is annotated as F-box protein 7-like. The record is from RefSeq and is a predicted model, not a curated record. The transcript is spliced from 4 exons. Lineage: Eukaryota; Viridiplantae; Streptophyta; Magnoliopsida; Solanales; Solanaceae. The coding region runs from base 168 to 587 and encodes 139 amino acids.